Dovyalis caffra is the source of this 945-nucleotide messenger RNA. The record is from the annotation of a GenBank genome assembly. NCBI's taxonomy places the organism in Eukaryota, Viridiplantae, Streptophyta, Magnoliopsida, Malpighiales, Salicaceae.
AUGGAUGGACCCGUUUUCGUAAUUGAAGCAUCCGAAGCUGAAUCCAUGGCAAAACAAUCAGGCCUCACUGUCCUCCAGCUCCUCCCUACCCUAGUCAGAUCAGCCCAGACCUUGGCUCGCUCGCCGAUCUCCAACUACCACGUGGGCGCCGUCGGUCUCGGAUCCUCCGGCCGCAUCUUCUUGGGUGGCAACCUCGAAUUCCCUGGCCUCCCUCUCCACCAGUCUGUCCACGCCGAGCAAUUCCUCAUCACCAAUCUCACUCUCAAUGCGGAACCCUCCCUCAAAUACAUUGCUGUCUCCGCCGCCCCUUGUGGCCACUGCCGUCAAUUCUUGCAGGAAAUCCGCCACGCCCCUGAUAUACAAAUCCUCAUCACGGGUGACAGUAAUAACAACCCGAGUUACAAGAAUGAUUUAGCAAAUAAACAACAAUUUGAGCCCUUGUCGUGUCUUCUACCGCACAGGUUCGGACCUGAUGAUCUUUUGGACAAGGAUGUUCCCUUGCUUUUGGAAACCCAUCAUAAUAACCUGUCCUUUCUAGGUGAUGCUAACUUACCAAAUGGUAUUAGUGCUUCCUUUGAUGAUCUGAAAAAUGAGGCUUUAGAGGCGGCCAAUAAGUCUCAUGCUCCCUAUACUAAUUGUCCAUCAGGGGUGGCCUUGAUGGAUUGUGAAGGGAAGGUGUAUAGAGGGUCGUAUAUGGAGUCUGCCGCCCAUAAUCCGAGCAUAGGCCCGGUGCAGGCGGCUUUGGUGGCAUAUGUGAUGGCAGGUAGGGGUUUUGGGUAUGAAAGGAUUGCUGCUGCUGUGUUGGUGGAGAAACAAGGGGCCAAGGCGAGACAGGAGCAGUCGGCGAGAUUGCUUUUGAAGGAGAUUUCACCCAAGUGUGAGUUUAAGGUGCUUCAUUGUGCUUCCAGUUCCACUUUCAAUGGUUGUAAUCAGAAUUCUUGUUGA